AUGGCAAGAGAAACAUUAGAAUAUAUUGAUGGUUAUCGAUCAUCUUGUAAAUAUCAUUUGAAUGGAAAUGUUAAUAUUAUUCUUUCAGCUCCACAUGGUGGAAGUUUAAUGCCUGAUAAUGUACCUGAUCGAACAAAUGAUGUUUAUAUUUGUUUGUCAAAUACACAUAAUAAUUGUCAUGAUGAUAAACGUUGUAAAAUAAUCGUUAUAAAAGAUACUCGUACAGAUGAAUUUACUGAAAAUGUAGCAAAUGAAUUAAAUAAAAUAGGAAAUUUAAAACCUUUUGUUAUUAUUGGUAAAUGGAAUCGUAAAAAAGUUGAUUUUAAUCGAGAAAUUCUUCAAGGUACAUUAAAUCAUCCAGAAGCUAUAUCUGCUUAUGAAAAUUAUCAUAUGAAUUUAAAUGAUGCAAUUAAUCAAGUUAAUCAUUUAUUUGGUAAAGGUCUUCUUAUUGAUAUUCAUGGACAUUCUCAAGGAAAUUAUUCAAUGAUUGGAUAUAUGUUAUCAAGUGAUCAAUUAAAUCAAAAUGAUUUAUCAAAUCCAUCAUUUCAAACAUCAAUUGAAUCAUUAUGUGGAUCAAAUCGAAAUGAAUGUAUUCGUGGUCAAACAUCAUUUGGAUCAAUAUUUGAACAACAUGGAUUAGGUGUUACUUAUCCAUCAUUAACAAAUCCUAAACCAGGAUCUCGUGUAUUUUUUCAUGGUGGUUAUAUCAUAAAGAAUUAUUAUUCAAAAAUCAAUGCAAUUCAAAUAGAAUUACCUCAUGAUAUUCGUACUGGAAAAAAUAAACUUAUGAAUGCACAAAAUUUUGCACAAGCUAUUAUUGAAUACAUGAAAACAAACAAUUUAUUACUGACAAAGUAA
This is a messenger RNA of Rotaria sordida, 858 nucleotides long. The record is from the annotation of a GenBank genome assembly. Lineage: Eukaryota; Metazoa; Rotifera; Eurotatoria; Philodinida; Philodinidae.